AUGAUUAGGGAUACCACACACGACUACCGCUUCGCCUUCAUGUUCCUUGGCUUCGCUCAAAUGCUCGGCGCCGUGAUAGCGCUUCAGGCGAUCCUCUACAGAAAGCACAACUGCUUCCGACACCAUUGUGAUGAGGCAGACAGUGAGGUCAGAAGGAGUCGUGAAGCCCUCCUGUCGAAGUCGAGACAUCUUCCCGCCUCGUAUGUAGGAAUUUUAAAUGACAAGGACGUGGAGGAGAUUGAGGUGGAGAAUGAGGCGUUGGAGGAGGAGGACCUACUGCCACAGGCUCAAUUGAGGAGUUUUCCGAGCUGGGUGCGUGACGCUAUAGAUAAGGUGGAAGUUUCCACACAUGUGCCAACUCUUCCACUCCGAUACAAAGGCGUGAGAAACACCGUCACUCCCUUUUGA
Molecule: messenger RNA, 408 nt
Organism: Mesocestoides corti
Lineage: Eukaryota; Metazoa; Platyhelminthes; Cestoda; Cyclophyllidea; Mesocestoididae
Source: the annotation of a GenBank genome assembly